GCCCGGGCCGUGCUGGGGCAGCCACACGGGGAGGGGGGACAGAUCGGAGUGAGAGCUUUUUCUUCCCAAAAAAUGAAACAUAUGCAUGGCUCAGUCAUUAUGCCCGCGUGCAAUCGUGCAAAACUCCCCCAGGAGCAGCCGCUCGCCAGCGAGCCUCGUGUGGAGGCCAGAGACCGUCUCUGCCAAACGUCUGCCUGGCCCAGUCUCUUCCCAGAGCGAAUCACACACAGGGCUGAGGAAUCACGUCCAGAUUUCUCUGCAGAUCGUCCCGUCUUCCAGGGUACAGGGAAUGGAAAUGGUUGUGAUGGAGCCAGCUCAGAUGCUGGUGACCUUCAACGAGGUGGCUGUGUAUUUCACCCAGGGGCAGGGGGCUCUGCUGGACGCUGGUCAGAGAGCCCUCUACAGGGACGUCAUGCAAGAGAUCUAUGAGACAGUGACCUCACUGGGGUUUCCUAUUCCCAAACCUGAGCUGAUCACCCAGCUGGAACGAGGGGAAGAGCCGUGGGUGCCCGAUCUCCAGGCCUCGGAGGAAAGAGAGAUCUCAAGAGGCGCCGGCCCAGCAGGUGAUGAGCGAGGGAGUGAGGACGAGGAGGGGAAUCAUCAUGAGCACGUUCCUGGGGAAAUGGAACCACAGGGGACAUUUGUGGGAAGAGCUGAAGAGAAUUUUUCCCAGUGCUUGGAAAAGGGAGAAGCCUGGGGAUAUUGGCACGCGUCAGAGAGGCUGCUGGGAAACCACCCAAAGAAGAAAGUGGAUGAAUCCAUUAAAUGUUGGGGAGGAGACAAGGAUCCCACAGCCCAGCAGACAAAUCCCAAGGAAGAAAAACCCUAUCAGUGCCUCGAAUGUGGGAAAGGAUUCAUUCUGAGAUCACACCUUGUGACACAUCAGACAAUCCAUACUGGACAGAAACCCCUUCAAUGCUUGGACUGUGGAGAAAGCUUCAGUAAUGGCUCAGACCUCAAUAACCAGUGGAGAAGCCACACAGGAGAGAAACCCUAUCAAUCCCUUGAGUGCUGGAAAUGUUUGAAUUUCAAGUCAGCACAAAUUACACAUCAGAUAAGCCAAACAUGGGAGAGACCCCAUAAAUGCUUAGACUGUGGGAAAAGUUUCAUACAGAGGUCAGACCUUGUUAAACAUCAGGCAAUCCACACAGGAGAGAGACCCCAUAAGUGCUUGCACUGUGGGAAAAGUUUCACAUGGAGAUCAGCCCUUGUUCAACAUCAAGCAAUCCACACAGGAGAGAGACCCCAUAAGUGCUUGGACUGUGGAAAAAGUUUCAUAUGGAGGUCAGACCUUGUUAAACAUCAGGCAAUCCACACAGGAGAGAGACCGCAUAAGUGCUUGGACUGUGAGAAAAGCUUUAUACGUAGGUCAGACCUUGUGAAACAUCUGGCAAUCCACACAGGAGAGAGACCCCAUAAGUGCUUGGACUGUGAGAAAAGUUUCAUUCAGAGGUCAGACCUUGUUAAACAUCAGGCAGUCCAUACAGGAGAGAGACCCCUUAAGUGCUUAGACUGUGCAAAAAGUUUCAGAGACAGAUCAGCCCUUUUUAAGCAUCAGGCAAUCCACACAGGGGAGAGACCCCAUAAGUGCUUAGACUGUGGAAAAAGUUUCAUAUGGAGGUCAGACCUUAUUAAACAUCAGGCAAUCCACACAGGAGAGAGACCCCAUAAGUGCUUAGACUGUGGGAAAAGUUUCACACAGAGAUCAUAUCUUAUAACACAUCAGAGGAUCCACACAGGAGAGAGACCCCAUAAUUGCUUGGAUUGUGGGAAAAGUUUCACAAACAGAUCAGCUCUUGUUAGACAUCAGGCAAUCCACACAGGAGAGAGACCCCAUAAGUGCUUGGACUGUGGGAAAUGUUUCACACAGAGAUCACACCUCAUUAAACAUGGGAGAAUCCACACAGGAUCUAAACUUCUGUGACACACGGCCAGAAAGGAUUAAGAAACUUGCAGGAUAAUUGACUCAGACUCAACUUUUGGAGACAUGUUCGAAAAGUGUGGAAAUGGUAAUUAGGGCCAUGCCACAUUAGAUAGACUAGAAGUUUGAAAUGUAAACUUUUAUUGUCAACGAUCUGGAAGAAGAUGGUAAGUGUAGUAAUCUGCGUUUACCUUUAUCUUGUUGGAGGUCAGCAAUGUAAACAAACGGUUCCUGUCUAGGGCUGUAUUCUGUUAAGUCAGAGAUCAACAGGAAAUAUUAACAUUUAGAUGAAACUUGAGUGUAAUUAUGUAAUUUUCUGUAUGUCUCUUUAAAGUUUGUGGUUAACUGUCUAUGAACUGCUUUAUGGAUAAUUACCUAAUGUUAAUCCUUGUAAUUAAUUACCUGUGACGUUUAGGAAAUAGAAGCUUACUUCAAAAGCUUAUUGUUCACCCAAGGACUGCCUGCUCACGAGAGGCUGCAAAAAUCUCUCGAAAAAUUCUUAGGACCUGAUCCUUUUAUCUCAGAUCUUCUUAAACCUGUAACGAAAUAACCCAUCAAACGAGGAAGAAGCCUCGUGGAAUGUAAAUGAAGAACUUGAACAGAAAAGAGCUAAUUUCAAAGCAAGUGGGCGUUGUGCGUGAGGAUCGGCGGUCAAAGAAUCAAAAUGCCUUCCUCACUCUCUGUCAUCAGAGGAAAAACCUGUGUGGGUAGUGACCCUGUCAGCCUUUUUUUGUGUGAGAGGAAGCCGUAAGCAUGGAUUCAAGGAAAGAUCCUUUACCUCUGGACUGUUUGGACUCUUCCAGGGAAGUGUCCUGGAUAGAAAAUGGAGCUCCCCAGAGACAAUCUGGGUACCCCGAAAAGACUUUGGGGAAACUGUCAGUUUAUUAUAUCACUGCCACCCUUUGGAAUUACAAACUGACUCACCUGUGCGUACA
Molecule: messenger RNA, 2856 nt
Organism: Chelonia mydas (Green sea turtle)
Lineage: Eukaryota; Metazoa; Chordata; Testudines; Cheloniidae
Product: zinc finger protein 250
Exons: 6
Coding region: 86-1924 (612 amino acids)
Biological process (GO): regulation of transcription by RNA polymerase II
Cellular component (GO): nucleus
Molecular function (GO): DNA-binding transcription activator activity, RNA polymerase II-specific; RNA polymerase II cis-regulatory region sequence-specific DNA binding
Source: RefSeq, a predicted model, not a curated record